AUGACGACCCUUUUUGACAAUACUGGUUUGCCUCUUUGGGUAUAUAUUGUCCUCAUUGUCGUUGGCUCCAUAUUGUUGUUGGUCGUAGUCGCUUGUCUCAUACGAUGCUGGCUCCUCCGUCGAAAUUCACCCGAUGGAGACCUCGAUGGCCUCACCGGUCCCACUCGCCGAGUCACUUUAAGAAGAGGACGGAUGGUACCGACUUCUCAGCAUCUGUCCUUGACCGGGUCCAAGUUUGGCAUGAGACAAUUUGGAACCCUGGCCGACAAUGAAUCAAUCAUGACUGGCAGGAAAAGUCCUUUUGAAUGGUGGAAUUCUAUACUGGAGAGGUCACAAUCUCGACAAGAUCGAAUGUCUCAAGUGGAGACGGCCUCGAUAACAACUCGUCCGGCAUCUCGAGCUACCACUCUAAGGGGACGAAGGGAACUGCUGACAGGCACCCCGACAUUGACUCCGGAGAAGAACAAAGAACCUGUGACCGGGACUUGGGAGUUGACGACGCCAUCACCGACGCCCUCCCCUACUUACAAGACCAUCAACUUCUCCAGAUCUUUCUCCUCUCGCACUCCGUCUUCACCGCUCACCCAAAGGUCCCAAGUCACUCUGUCACGAAUAUCGGAGAGGUCACCUCAUCAAUCAAUGAUCAGCAUGUCCACUCCGAACCUCCAAAAUCGAUCUUCGUACCAUUCAGCCAUCCAUCCGGUGGACAACACACCGCUGACCGGACAAUCGCAACCCAAUCCUCAUAAGUCGAUGACUCUCACUGUCCUGGCUGCAAAUACACCCUCUUCCAAAACAUCUCCCCCAUUUCCUCGACAUAAUUUCACCGCUUCACCAUUAAUCACCGAUCCGAUCCAAGAACAAUUUCCGCACAGGGCCUCGGCGGCCUAUGCGCCUCGAAAAUCAAGCGCCCGUGUCCCUUCCCCCUCUAAUGCUCCUCAAUCUUCCCUGGCGGAUGCGAAUACGUCAUCGACAUCUUUGCCAGAGACAAACACGGAUGACUUUCCCACGCCGACCCUGCCGAUGCCGAGACCAGUUGCAUCUCCUGCCUCACGACCCCAUGGACACACUUCUAACUCCCUAUACCAACAUCCUAAUCAAUCGCAACUGGACCUGUCUCACCGCGCAUCCGUCACAUCAACUUCGCCGUCGAGAAAAUCAUCCAUGAGCGUCGGUCGCAGUGGGAUUGUCUAUGACUCUCAAAUCCCGGAAUACUGGCCGACGAGGACAGAUCUGCACAAUCUGCCUCCGCCUUCGACCCCCGGAUCCAAACCCAGUGGCACCAGCAGCAGCAACUCGUCUCGAAAUGGGGAUACCGAGCAGGCAUCACCAUCCCAGGACCGCGAAGGCGAAAAAGAGGGCAUGAUGGGUAUCGUCACGGUACCGGGGAAGAAUAAUUCAAAGGUCCUGAGGAAAAAAUCACUCAGAAGAACGCAGGUGGUCAGCUCGAUUGCGACGUGA
Rhinocladiella mackenziei CBS 650.93 is the source of this 1461-nucleotide messenger RNA. RefSeq lists its product as uncharacterized. Bases 1 to 1461 code for a protein of 486 amino acids. NCBI's taxonomy places the organism in Eukaryota, Fungi, Ascomycota, Eurotiomycetes, Chaetothyriales, Herpotrichiellaceae. The record is from RefSeq and is a predicted model, not a curated record. The transcript has a single exon.